This is a messenger RNA of Mycena citricolor, 2644 nucleotides long. The record is from the annotation of a GenBank genome assembly. NCBI's taxonomy places the organism in Eukaryota, Fungi, Basidiomycota, Agaricomycetes, Agaricales, Mycenaceae.
CGGCGAUCUCACUCUGCUCACGAGCCCCGAACCGACUGAUACUGCAUGUCCCUCGACGAGAAGGUGCACGAUGCGCGUGAGCGCGACGACAGCCUCGUGGAGGCUCCCGGGACGCAGAGCGGCGUCCUCCGCGUCGAGGCGAUCCAAGCCGUGUGGGGCACGACGAGCAAGAUAGUGUUGUUCAUCUCCAUUGCGCUUGCGUCAUACAUGUACAUCUUGGACAACGGCACCAACUGGGCAUGGGCAAGCUACGCAAGUAUACAGUUUGGCCACUACCAGCAGUUUGCUGCCAUCCAAUGCGCCAUGGCCAUCCUCCUCGCCAUCGGCAAGCCCCUCUUCGCCAAACUCACAGACGCAGCAGGUCGCGCCGAGGUAAGUGCGAGCUCGAGGGCGCUUCACCCACGACUAACAACGCCUCUAGGCUAUCGCCGUGCGCAUGUCUCGAUGCUGCGUUGUCAGCAACAACUGAUUGAUCCCCAGCUCGCCCUGUUCUUCUACGUCCUCGGCUACGUCAUCGACGCGGCGACGCCUACGAUGGCCGGGCUCGGUGCGGGUCUGUGCAUUUGGGAGCUCGGCUUCUCUGGGCUGCAGAUUGCGCUGCAGAUCGUCAUCGCCGACGUCGUCACGCUCCGGUGGCGGCCCAUCGUUUCUGGGCUGUCGACGGGCGGCUGGUACUUCAUCAACUUCUACGCUAACGGACAAAUCACGAGCAGGCUGACCGCGGCCGGUGGACCUGGCUGGCGAUGGGGCUAUGGCAUCUACGCGAUCUGCUACCUCCCCGCUCUGCUCCCGAUUAUCUUCACUCUGAUGUGGGCCCAACGUCGGGCCAAGGCUCAAGGUCUUAUCCACAAGCAAGAGCCGCGACCGGUCAAAACGACGGUGCACAACUUCUGCUCGGAGGUGGAUUUCGUGGGAUUGUUCCUGCUCGCUGCCUCUCUUGCCCUGGUCUUCCUCCCCAUCGUGCUGGCCGGUGGCGCCUAUGCGACCACGACCUGGCACAACCCGGCAGUGCCCGCCAUGAUGGUCAUCGGUGGUGCAGUGACGUUCCCGGCCUUCGUGUUCUGGGAGGCCCGCAUGGCACAGCACCCUGUCAUUCCGUGGCGAGUCCUGGGGAACCGCACCGUGCUGGCGGGAUGCGCGAUCAACUUUUUCGAUUUCAUCUCGUUCUACCUCAGCUACAACGAGCUGUACGGCUUCGUUUCGGCGACGACCCGAUGGGAUAUCGGGAACCUGGUCUAUUUCACCAACGCGCAGUCUCUCUGCUUGACCUUCUUCGGCCUCGGCUGGGCUGUCUUCGCAGGCAUAUUCAAGACGGGCUAUCGUCGGGCCCUGAUUGCGGCUCUUGCCAUCCGGCUUCUCGGCAUCGGGAUCAUGUUCUACGCGCGCUCGCACCAGAGCACGGGUGCGCUCGUGAUGACCCAGAUCAUCCAGGGCAUGGGCGGCGGCAUCGCUGCGUUCGCGUCGCAGAUCGGCGCGCAAGGCGCCGUGCCGCACCAAGACGUCGCGCUGGCGACCGCGGCACUGCUGCUGUCGGCCGAGCUCGGGAACGUCGUCGGCACGGCCGCGGCGGGCGCCAUCUGGAACAACCGGCUGCCGGCGGAGAUCGCCAAGCAUGUCCCGGCGCUGAACAGCACGCAGAUCGCGGGUUUCGUGGGCUCGCCGACGCUCGUGCGUGGAUUGACGGGGCAGGAAUACACCGAUAUGGUCUCGGCGUACAGCGCGACAAUGCACACCCUCCUCGUCCCCGCCAUCGUCUUUGCCGUCUUCCCGCUGCUUGCCACGUUCUUCGUGCAAGACUUCCGGCUGCUUGACAUCCAAAAUGCCGUCGAGGUGAAGCGGCUGGACGGCCGCAAGGCCACAGACGCUGACCCCUCGAUUGAUCCCACCGUGCUCGAAGAGAAGGUGUAGUCAAGCGGGAGACAGUGACAAAGUGGGGAGGGUGUAUGUAGAGCACACAGACUUCAUACUGCGACUAUCUGGAUACGUCUCGACGCACCAAAAAAUGGAUCAUUUCCAACAUCAUUGGCCAUCAGUGUUUCCAAUUCAUCCCACGGAGGCAAUCCAUACAUCCCCGGCAAUCCUUCCCAGAACGCCUGCCGGGCAUGGUCCCGCGCUUUCUCGAGCUGCGGUAAGCAGCUCGGACAGAAGCCCUCACUAGCAAAUGACUUCAUCUCGUGCAUCAUCCCCAGAGGAUCGUAAAUCAUGACCCGAAUCCUAGCACGGUGUUUGUGCAGGUAGGCCAGCCGUUUGUCGGUGCAAGAAACCCUGCUCCGCCCGCAUUGAGCCUGGUCGGUUAUGUACCGGCUCAGAGAGACACGCGAGCAUGUCGACACCGCCGCACAGUGCCGUUGCGGCGUGCCCUCUCAAGAUCGUCAAUCGAUCAUCGGCGCUGAGGCUGUCCGGCUCGAGAAGUAGCUCAAGACCGACGACGUCCAGGCGCGCUGAGAUCGAGUAGAACAGGACGGGGGGACACCAUGUCGCUCCUACUUGUCGAAUCAGACGCGCGAGUUUGAGCCAAGAUCUCACAUCUUGGGGAAGAGGCCACGAAAAGAGGUGCUCGCGCGCUCUCGGCAGGAUGCUCUUAUCAGCCACCGAAAGCUGUAGGAAGCCGUAUCGGCACGCGAUGUGGGAAAGAGCACGGCUG